AUGUGUUCUCCAUCAGUGUAUUCCUCCUUUCUGAAGCACUGCAAGAAGAGUGCUCCCAAGAGGUGUGCUAGCAUCAUAAAGAGGAAAAAAGACUCUGGAUAUUCCACCAUGGCUGAGCAUCAGAAGCAGGAAGAGAAGCUCUGGAAUGCCCUAAGUAUCUCUGCCUACGUCUUUGGUACAGGCCUGCUCCUGUUCACUGCCUUAGUGAACUCUGUUUCUUGGUUUGUGCAGAAUUUCUGGAACACUCCAGGCCGGUUCUGGCAAAACACAUGGCUAAAAUGCUACCACCAUUACGAGGGAGAUGAGUGGACCAUCUUUCUCCUUGGGGCUGCCUUGGUGCCUGCACUGGCUUUCUGGUGCUUCAAUGCUCUCCUUCUGGUGGCUGACGUGACAGGAAAGCCAACUUUCAUUACUCGCUAUCGCAUCCAGCUGGGCAAGAAUGAUCCUGUGGACACAAAGAAAUUACGCCAAGCCAUCUACACAGCGCUGUGUAAUCAGUUCUUUGUCUCCUUUCCCAUGCUUGUGCCCAUGUUUUAUGUCAUGCAAUGGUGGGGCAACAGCUUCAGCAAGGAAUUACCCAGUUUCCCAUGGUUUCUUGUGGAGCUAAGCAUCUUUACCUUGGUAGAGGAGAUUCUCUUCUAUUAUUCACACAGGCUUGUUCACCACCCAGUCCUGUAUAAGUACAUUCACAAGAAGCACCACGAAUGGACAGCCCCCAUUGGUGUGGUCUCCAUUUAUGCUCACCCACUAGAACACAUUAUCUCCAACAUGCUGCCUGUGAUGACUGGUCCAAUGAUCAUGGGAUCCCACAUUGUCUCCAUUGCUGUGUGGUUCUCCCUUGCUCUCAUAACAACGAGCAUUUCACACUGUGGCUACCACCUGCCCUUCCUGCCCUCGCCGGAGUUCCACGACUUCCACCACCUCAAGUUCAACCAGUGCUACGGAGUCCUGGGCGUGCUGGAUUAUCUGCAUGGAACAGAUACAGUGUUCAGACAAACCAAAGCCUAUGAGAGACACAAGGUUCUCCUUGGCCUCACACCGCUCUCAGAAAGCAUCCCUGAUGCACCCAAGAAGGCAGAGUGACCCCAGCAGCCUGCAGUUCUUGCAGAGCAAGAGACAA
Molecule: messenger RNA, 1120 nt
Organism: Indicator indicator
Lineage: Eukaryota; Metazoa; Chordata; Aves; Piciformes; Indicatoridae
Gene: FAXDC2
Product: fatty acid hydroxylase domain containing 2
Exons: 10
Coding region: 1-1083 (360 amino acids)
Biological process (GO): sterol biosynthetic process
Molecular function (GO): C-4 methylsterol oxidase activity; iron ion binding
Source: RefSeq, a predicted model, not a curated record